GACUGGGCGAGUUAGGUCCCCUUUGCACGCAUGCGCUUUUCUUCGCCCCGAAAUACCGCGGGAAAUAGUAGCAUUCAUUGUGCUUGUCUUCUGAGCGUAUUUUGAGUGAAACGAAACAUGGGUAGAAAAUCAGCUAAAGGGAAAGAGAAGAAGUUGAGAAGAAAGGAGGAAAAUGCUAAACUGGCUGUAUCCGUUCAGAAGGUUGAAACUGCAAAUAAGCUUGGGGAUCCACUGGCACCAUUUCCUGUUUUCACAAAGUAUGAACGAAAUGGGGUGAGUGUGAAGAUCGAGUGUAAAAAAGUGGCAGAUUUGGACCAAGAGACCGUAGAAUGGAUCUUCCAGCUGACCAGAGAGAACAUGCAGUCGUUAUACGAAUCUUGUGAAUGGGGCUGGAAAGAUAGAGAAAAGAGGGAGGAGCUUACAGAAGACAAGGCUUGGUAUUUGUUAGCCCGAGACCAAGAAAAUAAACCAGUUGCUUUUGUCCACUUCCGAUUCGACAUUGAGUGUGAUGAUGAAGUGUUGUACUUAUAUGAAAUCCAGUUGAUAAAGGAUGUCCGCAAGAAAGGUUUGGGUAAAUUCCUAACACAGAUCAUCGAGUUAAUGGCAAACAAGUAUGAAAUGAGGAAAGUGAUGCUGACAACGUUCAAACACAACCUGGAAGGAUACAACUUCUUCACAAGCAAGCUAAAAUAUGAAGUAGACGAGACUUCACCAGAGGAUCCUGUGUUUUACGAGAGCUACUGUUACAUAAUUCUCAGCAAGUAUACAAAACUUGGUAAACUUUUGAAAAUCAAGGAAGAGAAAGAGGAGGAAGCUAAAAUGGCAGCUAACGGAGGAGCUGGAGACGUACUCCGAGAUGCAAUCACAAGUUGAUGUACUAGUGCAAUGACUGAGUGAACAUUUCAUCCACAGAACCUUCAUCAAACAAUUGAAACAUUCAAACGAAAUGUUGCUGUUAUAAAUAUGCCAUUUUCUGAUCCUCAAGUGAUCGUAGGAAAAUUCUGAUUUUUAAAACGUUUUACCAUUGAUUUUAUGUUUUUGUGAGUGUACAGAAUACUCUUAUUUUUUUUAUGAAUUGGAACAGCUGUUUUGAUUUAGAGGUACGGUACUAGUCUGCUAGUUACCUUCAGGCUUAAUUAAAGCCAAGUCUUAUUAUGUUUCGUAGCAUGGUUUAUUUUGUGUAGAUAAGUUAGUCAGUUGCUUAUCAGUUGUCACACCUGUGGCUUCCUUAUCAGACAUUGGUUCAGAAAUGAAGGCAGCGGUCAGGUAGCCUAGUGGUUAAAGUGUUAGCUCGUCACGCCGAAGACCCGGGUUCGAUUCCCGACAUGGGUACAAUGUGUGAAGCCCAUUUCUGGUGUCCCCUGCCGUGAUAUUGCUGGAAUAU
Molecule: messenger RNA, 1384 nt
Organism: Haliotis rufescens (red abalone)
Lineage: Eukaryota; Metazoa; Mollusca; Gastropoda; Lepetellida; Haliotidae
Product: N-alpha-acetyltransferase 40-like
Exons: 9
Coding region: 118-873 (251 amino acids)
Cellular component (GO): nucleus
Molecular function (GO): histone H2A acetyltransferase activity; histone H4 acetyltransferase activity; protein N-terminal-serine acetyltransferase activity
Source: RefSeq, a predicted model, not a curated record